This is a messenger RNA of Clupea harengus (Atlantic herring), 1358 nucleotides long. RefSeq names its product zinc finger protein 541 (gene znf541). Gene Ontology annotation, molecular function: transcription corepressor activity. Gene Ontology annotation, cellular component: transcription regulator complex; histone deacetylase complex. Gene Ontology annotation, biological process: negative regulation of DNA-templated transcription; regulation of transcription by RNA polymerase II. NCBI's taxonomy places the organism in Eukaryota, Metazoa, Chordata, Actinopteri, Clupeiformes, Clupeidae. The record is from RefSeq and is a predicted model, not a curated record.
UUAGGUUAUGAACAUCACAAGGCUUUUGCGUAGCUGUGCAUCUCUUCACAAUACUCUGUUUUUCUGCUUGCUCAGUCACAGAGUUCCUGAACAUGUGUUGUUCCAGUGUCCUCCCAGGAGGGGGAACCAACACUGAACUGGCCCUCCACUGCCUUCAUGAAGUGCAAGGAGAUGUUCUGGCAGCCCUGGAUCUUCUUUUGGUCAGAGGAGAUUAUCGUUCCUCCUCACAUGCCUUAAGUGACUAUCACUAUACAGGGUCAGACUUCUGGUGUCCCCAAGAGAAGAAACUCUUCAGAAAAGCUGUGGUCACUGUGAAUAAGGACUUUCAGCGUAUUCAGAACAUGUUACAGAGCAAGACAGUGUACCAGUGUGUUGAGUAUUACUAUGCCAUGAAGAAACUAAAGAAAUUCAAACAGCGCACUAAAGGAGACAAAAGGGAAGGAGGUGGAGUGGACUCUACCGAAUCACCUACUGGUCUUGACGAACAGCAAAUAAGCAGAAGGGGAGUGCAGCGUUCCCUGGCCAGACAAAGACCUCCACAGCAGCUUCAGACGGCUGCGGACACGUCUAUGGAGUUCACCUGUGAGGAGUGUGGUCGGGGCUUCGAGAAGGUCAGGAGCCGCAGCGCUCACAUGAAGACCCACCGGCACCAAGAGCGAAAUUGCUCCAUGGCGUCCAGCUGGCCUGACAGAGACAAAACUCAACAGGGUAUCCAUGGAAGAGAGCUAGCCGUCACCUCUGAAUCAGAUUCACCAUAGCUCAGGAUUCUGCAGUUACAGCAGCAAGUUGUGAAAACAGCCAGCCUACAUUAUAAAAGCCACAGACGUCAAAUUUAGUUAGUAAAAUACUAAUAUAUAGGCUAGUCCACUAAGCAUUUCACGAAAGACUUGAAACAAUGCAAAUUGCUAAACAUAAUUAAUAUCAAAUUAUGGCUUAUUGUAGUAUUCAAAUUUGGAUUAUUCAGAUAUUUAAAAUGGGUAUAAUAUCCAUUAAAAUUAUGGAGAUUUAAAAUAUGAUCUAGAAUCAGCUGUUCAGUCUGUUUUACAUCUGUUAAGUGUGUAAGCUUUGUUAUGUUGUUGCAGAAGUUGAAUUUGAGUUUUUAUGUCAAGGUUGAAGUGAUCUCAUCAAAUUCUCUUGGAAGAAUUUAUUUAUUUAUUAUUUCACUUUUUAUUUAUUAUGUAAUAUUUUUUCUGUAAGGAAACUGAGGCACGAUAUUGUGUACACAAAUAUAUUAGUUAUUUUAUAUGGUCAGUCUGACACUGAAUUUUAAAGACCUCACAAUUGUUCUCCAUUGUUUCUUGGUUGAACAGCACUCCAUUCUUAAUGGGGGGAAAAGGCAGCAGAUUUUUGAGUGUUGA